CUGCUGAUUCUCCACUUUUUGUUUGGAGGGAUUAUGUGAUCGGAUUGCAAGGUACUAUUUAUUUUCUUUCAAGAGAAUGUGUGUGGACGGAGAAACCUCGUCUGCAAAUUGUCUCGACAUGAUUAAAGAAGCUGAUUCACCAAUUUCUGAACUUGCUAUCAAGGUAAGGAAACCUUAUAUAAUAACUAAACAACGAGAAAGAUGGACCGAAGAAGAGCACAAUAAAUUUCUGGAAGCACUGAAACUUUAUGGCCGAGCCUGGCGAAGAAUAGAAGAGCAUAUAGGAUCAAAGACUACAGUUCAGAUUCGAAGCCAUGCUCAGAAGUUUUUUUCGAAGGUGACACGGGACUCAUCAAGCGAUUGUCCAGGUAGUGUCAAAGUUAUAGAGAUACCUCCUCCACGACCCAAAAAGAAACCAAAUCAUCCUUACCCCCGUAAAUUGGGUCAUCUAUCCAUUAGGAAAGGUUCUCUUAUAGAUGGACAGCUGUGGCCUUCCAGUAAACAGUCGGUUUCUGAGCAGGAGAGUAAAUCACCAACAUCAGUGUUGUCUGCAUUUGGAUCAGAAACAAUUGGAACAACUGCUGCUGACACCCUAAAGCCUUGUAUGUCACCAGUUUCAUCUGCUGAUAGGACUGUCACGGUAGAGGAAACAUUGGUCGGACAAGGGAGCCGAUCUAAAUCAGCUGACUACAAGUGUAAUCAAUCAACGGUUCAACCUGCUUUCUCUUGCAUGCAAGAUGUAUCUCCAAUGGAUAUAGACUCCGGCUUUCAAAAAUCUUUUGCAUCUGCGGUGGGUCCAGUUACAGGACAGCAAAUGACAAGUCUUAAGUUGUUUGGAAGGACAGUCGUAGUAGGUGAAUUGCAGCAGCAGUCUUCGAGAGAUAAGAAUAAGUUGGAAUACCAGGAGGCAUUCUCUAACUGUAAAGAAAUAGAUCCGGAAUCACAAAAACCUGAGGAAAAGGAUAAGUCUGAUUCCCUGGGUGAAAGCGGAGGUAAAUGCUAUGGUCGAAUUUCACCUAGGUCUCAUUGUUUGUCUUCUAAUGAGGAUCACACAUGCCUUGUGGAAUCUAAUAUGGUUUCUUUUCCUUCUUGGUGGAAUUUGUAUGGAGUUAUGCCUUUCCACCUUUCAAGACCCUUUAAUCCAACUUUAGAUCAUUCCAUUGAUAGUAAAUUUGUACAUAUUGCUCCUACUUCGAAUGAAAUUUCACAAGCUGAUUCCAACACUACCUCCGAUUGCAAUUCUGAGGCAGCUGAGAGUGCUGUACAAAUGAACGAAUUAACACCAACAUUAGUGCUGAAGCCAAGCAAAAAUUCAGCUUUCAGCAGUGUUAUUCCAUCUUCUGCAAACGCUGCUAGAGGCUUUGUGCCUUACAAAAGAUGUGUAGUUGAAAAGCAACUACAAUGCACACCUGUGGUUAACUGCGAAGUAGUUUUUGGGCAAACGCUUGGGUAUCAGUAGAUAAUUCAGAAUCACAAACGUGUCACUUUGCUUUGUUGAGGUGAUUAGAGAUGAUUCUGUCCACUGUGUUUUAUCUUCUCUCUCAUUGUUUUUCAGUUGUAGAUUUGAUUGAUGCAGCUGUUUCAGUCGUUGUUGAUGAUCAUGAGUGGAAGAUAAACAGCCCUGUGGACACAGAUUCUCCAGCUCCUCUUGUUGUAUAUUAGAUUAGAUUUGUUACUUCAAUUUUUGAAUAAGUGCGUUGUAUUAAGUGCUUAUUAACUCUGAUAUUAUACUGCUGUUUUCAUGUGGUGCUGUACAAUGUAUAAAACUCGUGAGAUGUCUUGCUAACUUCAUGGCUUUAAUUUUA
Molecule: messenger RNA, 1805 nt
Organism: Phalaenopsis equestris
Lineage: Eukaryota; Viridiplantae; Streptophyta; Magnoliopsida; Asparagales; Orchidaceae
Product: protein REVEILLE 1-like
Exons: 6
Coding region: 77-1459 (460 amino acids)
Molecular function (GO): DNA binding
Source: RefSeq, a predicted model, not a curated record